Molecule: messenger RNA, 7735 nt
Organism: Amoebophrya sp. A120
Lineage: Eukaryota; Dinophyceae; Syndiniales; Amoebophryaceae
Source: the annotation of a GenBank genome assembly
UAUUUACUUGCUUCUGUUUGACCGACUUACUACUUCUUGCUUUACAACUCACCAACGAUAACCCACUCACACCAAAUCAAAAGAUCGAAGAACAAUUCCUAUCAACCGAAAGAAGAAGAAUUUUUCUCCUCAGGUCACUGUCCAUCCCCGUGGUAGUGGCUUUUUUGUUUACAUUAAAUUUUACAACAAAAAUAUCAUCGGGACUUCACUAAAAAAAAGCAUUGUUUCUCUGUCAUCAAUCAGAAUCACAUUCACAACCAAUCACCGUGAUAGUGGCUUUUCUAAAUUAACAAGUUUUUAUUUUUCGAAUUAUCAAUCUUCCUGAGUCACAUUCUUUCCUAAUCCAUUGCCAUCCCAAGUGGUAGUGGUUGCAAAAACAAGAUCCGUCUCUAAAACAAAGAAUUUCAAUUUCAAUUUGAGUUACCAUUUUCCAAACUACUAUCAGAGUAGUACUAGUACAGGCAGAAGAACUGUAAAGAACCUAUGAGAGAGGACAACGAACUUUUCCUCCGCGUCAAAAUUUCCUAGAGAAAAAUUUAACGUAAAAAUGAAAAGCAAAAGCCACAUCUGCGCGAAAAGUUGAAAUGUAGAAGUCUCUGCAUGAAGAGCGAGGGCUCCACGGCCAGCAAGCCUUCUGGACUGCCAUGCAGUUUGGGCUCUUGAUGAAAACUGUCAUGCAAGAAAGAACUCGGUACAAAUACAUCGUUUGUCGUCCUCGAAAGUAGCUUACACUCAUUCGGGGUUUAUCUUCUUCUUUUGCAUGCCAAAUUAGCGGCGCUGAGAUGGAGUACUGGUUGUCCACUUUCAUACAUCAACAGCUUCGGAGGAGAGACAGCUGUAUCAUCAUAGAAGAGUUUUUGAGGAGAAGAACAGCUUCACUAAAACGAACAACAUUGGAGGAGAACGAGAACGGCGUCUUUAACAGCAAGGUUUGUUCGAGGAGAACAUCAUCAAGAAGACGCUGACGAGGAGAAAACGAACACGUACCAAAAAUUUCAAUUUCGAGGAGAACGAAAGCAACUUCAUUGCUACCAGCACCGUCGGAAGAUAGACGUACUUUAAGAAGGUGGCUGCAAAGGAGCUUGUCCUCUUCGUGUAGAACAACAACAAGUCUACAUCAUCGUGCAGGAGGAGCAGACAAGAAACAAAGGAAAAAAACUACACUGCAAGAACUACCGUCGAUCAUACCACCAAAAACAGAAGAGCAGGGGAGCAAAACUCUAGAAGUAGAGAAGCAAACGAUCUAGUACGAGGAAAGUCAGAACCUGAAGCUUGUUCUGCCACAUCAAACACUGAAGCGCAAGAGAAACUCCACCGCGAAACAAACCCCAGCACGAAGACCAUGACGCGCGCCAGAAGCUUUGUGCGGGUGACCGGGUCCGCCGCCUCCUUGUUGGCCACGCCCGUACUCGUCAACGCGACUGUAUGCGGAGAAAAAGAAGUUUGUAGGUGUAAACUUUGUAGUUCUACUUGCGGGAACAGCAUUAGUGGCGUGAACGAAAAAACCUGUCAUGCGCAGAUAGUACUACCUCGUCUACCUGGAAGCUGCGCGACUGAACAAUGGGCCCUACCAUGCAUGCCCAGCAUGACAGACGCAAUCAUCUUCUUCCAUGUUGCGCAUGACAAAGUCAGUACACUAGCAAUGUUCUUUUUUCUCGCGAUAGACUCCGACCGAAGACCAGUACGCGUUCCUCGAGGAGGACGACGAACCGGAUCCGGUAUGCAUUACAAGCAUGUCGGGGUCUGGAUUUGUGAUGCGAGAUGUGAAGGACAACAAUGAUUUGUGAUGCAUAUAUGCGAUGGACCCGUUUUCUUUUGUCAUGGCAAAUAACGCAAAUCCCGUGCCUUUAACUUUACCCAGCCCCAGCAGACAUAUUUGCGAUCCAUAUCCAGAGGCCCUGGCCUACGAGCGUGCGAAGAUGCGUCAAGCCGGUUUGCUAUCCUGAGUAAAAACGUCCACACCCCAUGAUACGUCAAGAUGUUGGGAGCUCUGCAACACAAAUCCAGAAGUCUUGGAAACCACGCAUCACAACCACAAGUUCCCCCCUGUGUUUAUAAUGCAGGGAGGUUGGCAUUGGCAAGGAGAAGGACAGCCGCAUGACAGAAGCGUUUGCAUACCCUAUUUACAGCACCAUUACAAAUUCCAAAACACGACCGCAAAUGCGUAUCAGUUUGAUGCGGGUCACAAAUGUUUUUAUCAUUGCGUAUCUGCAUGACAACUCUCAGGUGGGGGCGUUUUUACACAGGAUAUUUGCCAAUUCCCGGCGAAGAUGGACCUUCUCGUCGCGGCCGUUCGUCCAAGAAGUCCUCGCCUGGUCGUGCUGCCGUAUGAACUGCAAAAGUCUCGUAUCUAUUCCUAGUAAUUGCUGUUAUGCAUGACAAAUCUCUUUCCGAAGGUGAAACAGCAUAAGAAAUUUAAUUUGUCAUGCUGAGCUGAUGUAAUACAACUAGUUCUAGUACGAUGCUUUUGCAUUCGAUAUGCCGACGGGAGUAACAAACGGGCCAACCGGAGGAAGCGGCGCGCUGCGGCUCGGAAAAACAAAAAGAAGAAUUCGGCAACAGAGGACCUUCCGCAGGCGGACGGCAACGGUGCGGAAACUACUGCUGCUUCCACGUCUGCUUUCGUGGAGAAGAAACUGGAUGCGGCCAAGCCGGAAGGUGGAGCUGCGGCCCCUUCCCCUGCUGGAGACCCCAUUCCUUCCUCUACCGAUGUUGACGAGAAGAAACCGGAGCAGGUGGUGGCGGAAAAACAAGGCGACGCCACGACGCCGGUAUGCAAUGCAAAUCUGUAGUGUCGCUCUGGAACGAAGAGGUUUUGAUACCGGUGUACUUCUGAUGAGAAGCAAAAGAAAAAGUAGAAGAAACCUGCAGAAGCCUCCCCUUGGGAUCAGCGCAUAACAAGUUUUUGAGCAACUGCGUGUUCAUCUUGCGUGAGCUGCACGACAGUAAGUAUUCAAUAUCUGCGCAACAUGACAAACAGGUGGCCCGCGUACGCCUACGCGUUCUUAGCUUGCAUGACAGAUUGUUGACUCCCGUCACUCAGCAAAGCAUGAGGACUGACGAAAAUCUCGCAUGCUCCAGACCCAGACAACAUAGUUUCAUUUCACACCCGGUGAACGAGGGCGUCAAGGACGAAGAGGGAGCAAAGGACGCGGUCGUCCCCGCCCCGCCGGCGAGUCCGUCGACGACCUUUGUCCAAGAAAAGGAGAAGGAGAAACUGGUAUAGAACACUUUGAAAGUAUUUUGUUCAUCUUACUUUCAUACGUCUGACAUGUAAAUUCAGUAGAUGGUUGGAUGCUUGUCACGCUCCCUAGCGCCAGAAAAAACCAAAUUGGUAUGUGUUCGGGUGCCCCGUUUGACUUUUAGUAUUCGUUUCUGAUCUUCCCGAGUCGGCCUCGGCUCUGUGAUCAUCGUUGCAGGGCAAGGAGAAACGGCCGCCCGUCUCGGAACGUUUACGCAAUAGAACUGUGAAUAUUCAUCUUCAUGACGCAAAAAAAAAGUCCUCCCGAGCCACAACUUCAGGUGGAAAAAGAAGACGCUGUCGUGGAACAGAAGCAAGCGGAGAACACAGUGCCAGCGGAAGAGAAAUUUCCUUCGGUAUGCUCCGAAAAGAGGCAUGGUGCGGAACAUAAUACGAACUUGGCCUCCUUACAUCAUCAUCACAACAUCAAGAAUUUAGAUGCGGAAGUGAGAAAUGAUGUUGGAGCAGGUGAAAAACUAAAACAGGUAGACGUAGCCACAAUUUUUUUUCCUGUUCUGACUGGUCAUUGUUAGACGCCAUGCUCUUUUUCUGUAGCAUAGUAAAAGGUCGAGGGCACCGCGGGUGUUGCGGAGAAAGAAACUCCGAAUGGGACAAACCAGGCUCAAGACGGCGAUGCGAAUGCUGGUAAUGCACAUGCUUUGUAUUAUGUAUAGUUAUUGGCCUUCUUUGGGCACAGCAUCAACAUCUUAAGAUUGCAUCCGACGACGUAUUAGUAUCUUCAUACCAUUCUCCUCAAGAGCGUGUAGCUUGCUGCUGCUCAAGCAGCUGUCUCCGCACCUCGGGUCGUCAUCCAUGUUGUUGGAGGCUCUGCACGAAAAAAAAUCGAAACUAGGUGGUCUAUCCCAGGGGAAAGCACAUCAAUGUUGCAAGUUUGCACCCGCAAAAACAUCUUUCGAGCAGAAAUUGCAGCUGGUCGCGAGAUGUUUUUUAAUCACCUAAAAAACAUGAAGCAUAUUUAUAGGUUGCGAUCGGAGUCAGACGUCCAGGAGACGCAUGCUUCUUUAGAUCGAAGCAGGAAAAAUUGUGCGUGUUUCCUGGUGGACUUCAAAAGUAACGCUAAUGUCACCAUGUCGUAAGAGAAACACGAGGAACCUCUAAGGAUUUUCUUCUACGUCACCAUUGGGAACCAGUUUAAGCAAUUGGACUACGGGGCCCAGAUCGCCGCAUUGAAUUGCUCAGGGAGAGGGACAAACAUUUCUUCUGAUGGUCAUUUUUGGCUGUCCGCCAGGCCGCGCCACUGCUGUUUCCUUUUCUCAACCCGCCCGAGCAAGUUCGUCCUGCACGUCGUUAGGGUGGUCAGGGUGAUUGCGUUUUUAGGAUACUGUUAAUAGCUUGCUUUAUUUUUUCUAGCGAGGAUGAUCUUAAUCCAGUGAGGGUCUUUCCACACUUGAAUGACGAAAAAACCUAGCCUCAGUCAACGACGUUACCACUAGGGUAUCAGGGCAGGCUAUUCCUGCCGCGCGUCGGAGGAGGGAGUAGCGCCGAGGCCCGCUCGAGCUAGUCAUCAUGUGUUAUAUUGAUUUGGAGGCAUGAUGCUCUAAUAUGUGCACCUGACAUACACUUACACGUAGUAGAAAGAGGGCAUCUGAUUGGGUAGAAAGAGUGAUAGGGUAUAACUUGCAAUUCGGUGGUAAGCUUUCCCUGCGAUCAUCCGAGCAAGGACCACCAACUUAUCCGAAGGAAAAUUCUGCUUGUCCACCUCCGCUUUACACCUACUUCGUGUUCUUCUCGUCGGGCAGCUCUCUUGCAUUUUCUUCGGGAACCUUCCGUUCUGAUCAGGUUCAGGGAUGUGCAGUUACACAAACAAUUGAGGAAAAUAAUAUUGUCUUGCUGCCGUGCCAAGAAACUAAGUAACACUACCUAGUACUUACGUACAACUACGUGCAUGUGCAUUCCCAGCUGGUCGCCCAAGACAUCGACCAUUUCGUUUGCUGACCUCCUCUGCUCCUGGAACUUCUCCUGGUAUGAGAAGUUUUGGUAGAAGGAGUGUGACUCAAUUUCCCACUCCUUUGGGUCAUUCGCUCCCCCGCGCAUCACCACCCGACCCGGAUCACCAUCCCACAGCCCCUGCAUCACCUCCCCGCCUCCCCCCACAUCAUCACCGCAACGGGCGGAGCCGGAGGUGAGGCAGAGCCGGCGAGGGACUUGGUGUUUUAGUCUUAGGGCCUAGGGCUUAGGGUUCGCCGAGCGUCGCGCCGGCUCGCCGGCUCGCCUCGACUAUAGAUGCCCCGCUUUCCGCGUUGCAGCCUCUCUACCCUUUCCUUCCCUGCCUGCUUGCCUUGGCUCUUCUCUUUCUUCUCUUGUCUCCUUUGCGCCUUUUGGACCCCCCAUGGCUGUCGUGCCCCCGGUGCGUUUUCAGUGCUGUGUUUCGUUAGUACUUAAAUAAUACUCCGCGUCCGCGCCCCGUGUGUCGUUUCAUGUCACCACUAGAAGUGCGUUCACGCGCUCUGCUUUUCUGCGCGCACCAUCAGAAGUGCGCUGAAUCCUGAGGGUAUGCUAUGCUAUAUGCUAUGCUAUGUCCACCCUCCUAGGCCACACUGCCGCCAGAUGCAUGGUGGCCACUUAGAUGGGCGGUAGGCCCGCGGAGCGCAGCUCCGGGCGGCAGGGCAUUGCGUGCAGCCGGUGGUGGUGAAGUGGGGCCUGGAAUCCCCAUUAAGUGGGGCCUGGCUUCCCCAUUUCCCAAGCACUGGAGAAGUACGUCACCACUUGAGGGGAAGCUCUUCCCCAAGGUGGGGAAGUGACGUGCGGGGGCGUGGUUCGCACCAUUUUUAUCCGGAAGCUUUUCUGGGUGCUUCGCUUUCAAAUUACAGAUCAGCACAGCAGAAGUGCUCGUCCUCGUGGCGCACACCUGUUGUAGUUGGCUGUAGCCCGCAGUUAGCCAUGGGCGAGCUACUUAGACAGCGAAGCUGUGUGGUGUAUAUUUAAUGUAUAUAAAAGCCAGAGGCAGAGCAUGAUGUUGAUAUAGUGUAUUUUUGUUUUCAACAACAUCUACUUCGCGUGAAGAGGGUGACGUGAGUGUGUAUCUAAGUACGCCAGAUGGGCAGCAUCAGGAUCAGCAUGUUUACACGCAUCACAUACAUACGACGCAUCAGUCUGGUCGUGCGGAAAACUACGGCUACCCUGUGCUCCUUAGUGAAUUUGCGAACUCACUUGUUCUCCGUCGCUUUCCGCUUAAACGUGAAAGCGAAAAAGCCACGCCGGGCAACUAGAAAUAGUGCGGUUGUAAAGUGUUUACUAGAGAGUGGACAUCGUUUUCAAUUUUAUGCCACGGCGCCGGCGAACGAAGACAGCGCAGCGAGCUCGUUCAUGGGGGAAAGGAAGGCUGGCGAGACCACCGAGAGUCCUGCGACUGGCAAUCCGGACGAGGGCAGGGAAAAAAAGUGGUAUGAGUCGAGAAACGAAAUUAAACUGCAUCUGCGCUGUUGAGUUCUCUUCGUAUCCGGUCUGCGGCCGGAUGUUGAGAACUCCGCCAAAUCACCAGUGGCAAAUAAGACAAGAGACCAUGGCCACCCACUCUCCCAGGAGAGGUCGAGUGCGGCCGCCUGGAUCCUCGGGCCGAGCAAGGAGCCUUUUUUUUUGUUUGGCGCGCAAAUCGGUCCCGUUUUUUUAUGUUUUUUUUGCAUCCGAUUCCGAGCCGCGGACAUCCGACCGGCCGCGGAAGAAGCGAAUAAGCCUAGGGCCAUGCUUUCCCGCUCAUGUGGCUGAUUAAGCCCGGUGGCUGCGAACUCAGCUGCGAAGAUGCAGUUUUAUUUUGCCAAAAGCGAGCAAAAAGGAGGAAUGCGCGACACAGCCCGGACUAAUGCUGCACGCUUUUCGCAAGCGGCAAUGGAUCAAGUCGCAAAGGCCAGGCGUCGGACGUCAGACGGGGCGCAAGGACGGAGAAUCCAGAGCCAUGCCACAGCGUUGGGCAAGGCAUUUGCCAGCCGUUCUCUUAUAAAAGGUGAAAAGGUUACUUGUGAUGGCCAAGCUUCUCCGUCUGAGGCAGGCUCCUAUUCCUGCGCAGGCAGGAUGUUGCGCCAUGGCGUGUUUCUUGCGUCCCCCUGCGUGGGUGUGGGGGUGGCGCCUGCCAUAGGCUUUGCAAACGGGGAUCCCGCGGCGGAUCCUGUGGGGCAGGAAAGAAGUAUAGAUAUACGGGAGAGAGGAAUAUAUAAAAGGGGGAGUCGAGAUGGAGAAUGUCAGGCCGGAGCCUCUGCUUAUGCGUGGGCGUGCAAAAUGAUAGUAACAAAAACAAUAUGAGCAAGGCAGAGGUCCUCGAUAGGCUGACUAUACUGAUUUUUAGGGCCAGAGAGUAGUUAGAAGUCGGCCUUUAACAACUAUCGGGCCGCAUGCUUUGCGAGUGCGGUUCUUAACAGCUUUGCGAAUGCGGUUCUUUCAGGCCGCAUACUAGAGGUGAUGGCGGAUUUUGCCAGUGCAUGGGAAUUUGCGAAGCAUGGGUCGCGAGGGCUUAGGUCUGGAGAAUUCCAGGCAAAUUGA